Molecule: messenger RNA, 873 nt
Organism: Gloeophyllum trabeum ATCC 11539
Lineage: Eukaryota; Fungi; Basidiomycota; Agaricomycetes; Gloeophyllales; Gloeophyllaceae
Exons: 7
Source: RefSeq, a predicted model, not a curated record
CUCGACAUGCCAGGCGCAAUUGGACCAGAGCACGAGCUUGCGCCUGCAGAUGUACCCGCUGAACUCGCUCGUGCCGAGUCGCGAAUGCAGUUUCCGCCUUCGUAUGUGAUUGUGGGUGUUUACAGGUUGUUCACGGACAAGACGCUGUACGUGCCAGCAUGGAAGAAGUGCCAGCACGGUGUUGUUAGAGGUCUUCUUGUUGGAGGUGCUUGGGGUUUCAUAACAUUCUCGAUCCAAAGGAAAUUCGUCGAGCUGUUCCUCAUCAAAUCUCCCCGUGUCACCGGCCUCUCGAACGACUCAAUCUUCGGCUACAAAGUCCCCUUCGACCUCACCACCUACGCCACCUUCCUCUUCAUCUCCUCGCAGGUCACCGCCAUCCUCACGUACUUCCUCUCGCGCAACAUCCGGAUCGCGCGCCAGCGCGCAUGGGAGCACACUGUCGCCUCUCGCGGGAAGGGCCCCGACUUCUGGCAGCCGUACGUGGAGGAGUGGGAGAUCCCGCCGAAGGUGAGCGAGGGCGGGUGGGGGAUCUGGGAGAAGAUGCUUGCAAGCUACUUCGGGCGAUUCUUUGUCAGGCGGGUGCUGCUUCUGCCGUUUGAUAUCGUACCCGUCGUCGGAAUAUUCAUAUCCGCCUGGCUCCGAGCUCUCGGUACGGCUAGGUACCUCCACCAACCGUACUUUGAAGCCAAGAAGAUGUCCAAGCACCAGGUAGCCGUAUUCAUUGAAGAGCGGAAAUGGGAGUACCGGACCUUCGGCUUCGUAGCUGCUCUAUUGGAAGGCCUCCCCGUCAUUGGCCUGCUUUUCUCCGUCUCCAACAGAAUCGGCGCAGCCAUGUGGGCUCAUGACCUUGAAAAACGGCAACACUACAUCGCC